AGGAGCCAAUACAAAUAUGUACGAUUUCUAUUCCACGAAUUUCGCCGCGUAUCAGCCGCCAUCUUACCCCAACGCGUACGUUUACGGCGGUCCUGACAUGAACGCACCGUGUAACUACCGCUUCUCAAACUAUGGAUACCACACUGGUCCAAGCUAUCAAGCGCAGUACGAGCGUGUCCCGAUCCCAAAUCCAGUCGCGAGUCAUGCCCAUGCACAGAGCAUGAAAAUGGUUGCCGAUAGCACGCCCUCAAAGGGAGAGAUUUUAACGACAACUCUUCGUCAUUUUCCUCCCACUCCGCCGCCUAUUAUGAACUCCAUUAGCGGCUGUAUCGAUGGGCCUUUAAGAAAAACAUGCAACGUGGAUAAACUUCUUGAGGAACUCAGCGAUGAAGGUACAGUGACAAUGAUUGUUUUUAGAUUGAAUACGCAAACUGAAUUAGGAUUAUAGUUUCCUAUAUCUUUUCUAAAUGUUGUUUUAUACUCGACCUUGUGAACUGUUCAUUGUGCACUUAGUUUUGUGCACUUAGUAUUAGCUUUCUAUUUUUCUAUCAAACAAGAGAACAGUGUGGGAUGUCCAUGAAAUGUUUUGUACGCGCGUCUCUCAAGAUUUCCAAAUGUUAUUGUCAACGCGUUAGUUUUGGAUGCAUAAACAACUAUGAAACUGACUUUGCUUCUCUCCUGUAAAUUCCUACUGAAACACUGAUUUAGUGAAUUUAGUUGUAAUUAAAUUUAUUGAAAACACUUUGUUCAUCUUCUUUCUCACAGCUUCUUUAAUUCUUUGUUAUGUCGCCUUUCUCUGGGAAAGACGAAAAGGAUCUUGACUCUGAAUUCAGUAUACUGUUUUAGUUCAAUUUGUUUUAAACUAGUUAAUUCAAAUUUAAUUGCCACUCACUUCACUAUGAUAGAUAAAUAUACCGUCGUUAUAAAUGUGUGUGUGUGUCAGAGCUUACAGCGCUCUCAAAUUCCAACCGAAAAAAGUGACCAAAAUCAGAACGACCAAAUAUAUAAUCUGAUGCAAACAUAGAAGUUGCAAAUUGCAAUGUUUAACAGUGUCCGUGAAACUUAAGUUGCUAAAAUCACUUAAUAUGACUUCAUUACAGUCCNAUUUAUUGAAAACACUUUGUUCAUCUUCUUUCUCACAGCUUCUUUAAUUCUUUGUUAUGUCGCCUUUCUCUGGGAAAGACGAAAAGGAUCUUGACUCUGAAUUCAGUAUACUGUUUUAGUUCAAUUUGUUUCAAACUAGUUAAUUCAAUUUUAAUUGCCACUCACUUCACUAUGAUAGAUAAAUAUACCGUCGUUACAAAUGUGUGUGUCAGAGCUUACAGCACUCUCAAAUUCCAACCGAAAAAAGUGAUCAAAAUUAGAACGACCAAAUAUAUAAUCUGAUGCAAACAUAGAAGUUGAAAAUUGCAAUGUUUAACAGUGUCCGUGAAACUUAAGUUGCUAAAAUCACUUAAUAUGACUUCAUUGCAGUCCUAGCCUUUUAAAAGACAGGUUUCUACGUAAUUGACAAUUGCAAGUCAGAGAGUUAAGAGCUUAUCAAGCGCCAAUAUGCCUAGUCGUAUUUCUUUCGCUGAACUUUCACUUCUCAUGUAAAGGAUAUGAAUGGACCCGACUUUUCGAAAAUGCUAUCAUGGGUAUCGCCAUGAAUAAUUGAGACAUUCGAGACAUCUAGGUGCUACAGUACUUGUUCAUGUCUAUGAGAAGUAGGAGCGAUAAUCUGUGACUCGAACUAUAAGGGUAUAAACGCCCAAUUUUAAAAUUCAGAACAGACUUCGAAAUACGGUAGCACCAAUUAUUUGUUCUUUAUUAAAAGAAAAAAGGUGUCCCCAAGUCAGCAAUUAGGAUAGUGCAAAUAGCAAAAAAAAUAUCUAAUUUCUUUUUUUGAACUAUUUUCUGACAAACCGACACGACCGUGCGAAACCAAGUCAGGACUACAUUUUUCAAUUCUUAUAACUCACUGACCUUGUAGUCCGAGCAUAUUUUGGGAUUAUGUACGCGAAGAAGAGAAGACUGUAUUGAGACAUAAUAAAACUUUCAAACAUAUUACACACUUAAAUAACCAUCUCGAUUGUUUUUUGAGCAUGUCGUUUCUUGCCUUCUCUACACGCUUUUAUCACGAGAAUAUGGCUGCGUCCAGUAAGCUCAAUCACGCGCCUUCUUAUUCGUUUGAGUUCAGGUUAACGCUAUGCUCAUAAGAGUUUGCCUUUGCUUUUGUUCGGAUCCCACACUGGUUUUUGUAAUAAAGUAGAUCCCCGAUAAUUCGAACUCCCAGCUAACUCGAACUAAGUCCCAUUUCAUUUCCCUUGCCAAGUUUCACCCCCCUUUUCAAUCUGUUUCAAUCAUUUUUACUCGGAUAACUCGAACUCGUAUAACUCGAAUUCCUCGCUAACUCGAACUAAUUUUCCUUUCCCUUCAUCAAAAUUUAACUCGAAUUCGCUGAUGUCGUUUCCCCUUAAUUGAGUUAGAAUGUUAUAAAAGCAGACAGGAUGAUUGACAACAAUGAGUCCCUCUUGAUCUCAGUCCAAAAGAAUCUGCAAUCAUGGUAGAUCUGCUUUUUAUUGAUAAACAUUUUGCAAAAAAAAUUGAGAUACUCUUCAAGGAGUUGAGAGGGCGUCGGUACAAAAUUUGCAAGACAAAUAUUUCCCUGCAUGGACCAAUAUAUUUUUUGCAAAAUUUCGCCUAAGAAAUUCCUUUUCAUAUUGCAAAGGAUGACCGCUCCUAGGAGGUGAAGUACUUCUAAGUUUUGAGGCUGUGGACGAAAUCCCUCCAUACUACCAUUCUCUUGAGCUCAGCACUUUUAUAUAACUAUUUCUUCACGAUUUUUUCACUGAGAUUAGGAUUUUUCCUAUAUUUUCACUUUGCUUUGUUUUAGAAAGGAAAAGGUCAGGUGCAGUGGAUAAAAGGGUUUGAGAACACAAGCGCAAAUAAGCCAUUCUUGUUUAAAAGUGUGCGAUAUUACAAGGCUAAAAGUGGAUUGCAGUUUAUAAACCUUUUUUUUUCCCCAACGAAUAGGCGUACACAGUAUAGAAUACCAGACGAGUUUUCCAAACCCUUCAUAGUUUUUCGAAAUUUCCUAUUAUUCAAACCAAACGACCUAACUUACCCUCACCAGUCAAACACUGUAAUUUUGCGCUCAUUUUUCACAGCCUUCGAUAAUUCGAACCAUUUUGUUUUUCCUAGAAUGGUUUGAAGUGCCACGGGGAUUCCAUUAAUAUAAGAAGUUUAUAGGGGGUUUGGGUCAAAGCUUGACAGUUUCGCACAAAACGUCCCAAUUUCCACACUGGGGAAACUCCCAAGGCUAAGAAAGCUGUAUGUUUAGAAUACAACUUACUUCGUUUCUGGCAUAGUUUUAUUACAUUUUUUUUGCUUGUAUCUCCUGAAGAAAGUUUCUGGCAAUACUCUAAGAUUAACAUGAUGUAUCACUGAGUUGGAAAAAGGGGCAUUUUAGGGAGUUCAUACUAACGUUUGAAGUCUUGGUUUAAAAUUUCUUUCAUAAGUAAUUCCUGAAUUUUAAAUUUCCUCAGACGAAAAGACAGAAGCAAGCAAAAACAAAUCACGAAAAGAGAGAACGGUUUUCACCAAGUACCAACUUCAUGAGCUUGAAAAAGAGUUUGAAAGAAACAACUACUUGACAAGACUAAGGCGAUACGAAGUGGCGGUAAGCUUAGAUUUAACCGAGAGGCAAGUUAAGGUGUGGUUUCAGAACAGGCGUAUGAAGUGGAAAAGAGUUCGAGGCGGAGUGCCCCCAAGAAAGAUAGGUGUCGUGGAUCACAUGGACUUAGCUGUUUGUUGA
Molecule: messenger RNA, 3796 nt
Organism: Porites evermanni
Lineage: Eukaryota; Metazoa; Cnidaria; Anthozoa; Scleractinia; Poritidae
Source: the annotation of a GenBank genome assembly